AAUCGUUAUUGGUGUGAUGUUUCUGUGAGAAUCCUUUGGAGAAAUAUUUGGAAUUAUAGCAUUUCGAACUUUAGUACUUUAAUUGCUUGCCUUCCAAAUGAGUCAAAAGAAAUUUUAUAUAAUAAUGGAAUUAUUAUUUCAACUCCAACUUUAAAAACUCCCACUUUCAAUUAUGCAUCAUUUUGUAAAGUUCUAUCGGUUAAUCGAGCUCGUUACAAAAUUGAAAGGCUUCUUGUAAAUCAACAAAUUAUUUCACCACAAAGUCUUAAAAAUUGUACACUUAUAGUGGCGCAGGAAAUAUUUCAAAUGUUCAUGAAAGAAAUCCCUUCUUUAAGAAGCUUAACUUUUUAUUCAUAUCCAAAUAUGACUUUUAACCCAGUAUAUCUUAUUGGAGCAAAAGAUUGUUUAAAAAAUCUCACAGAAUUAUGCUGUGAUUCAGAUAAUUCUACCGAAUUAUUUCAUCAACUAUCUCAAACAUGUUAUAAUAUACAAACACUUACUAUAGGUUUUGAAAGAAUUAUUUCGAGUGGAAUAGCAGAUUUAAUUUCUGUUCAGAGAAAUUUGAAAUGGUUUAUUAUAAGGCUUUGUUAUGAUCUGACAGUUGAUGGAUUAUCGAUUUUUUCAUCAUUAAU
Rhizophagus irregularis DAOM 181602=DAOM 197198 is the source of this 632-nucleotide messenger RNA. RefSeq lists its product as uncharacterized. The record is from RefSeq and is a predicted model, not a curated record. Gene Ontology annotation, molecular function: protein binding. NCBI's taxonomy places the organism in Eukaryota, Fungi, Glomeromycota, Glomeromycetes, Glomerales, Glomeraceae.